AGAAGUAGAGCGAGAAAGGGCUAUAUUGAGAGAGAACGUGUGAGCACGCCAGCAAGCAAGAAAGCAGAGCAGAAGGGUUUUGGUGGCUUGGGCGCGAAGGCGAAGACUCCUCUUCGCAUAUAAACUCUAGCCCUUUGUCCGUCUGCUUGUCUAUUUCUUCCACCGUUAAAUCGUCCAUGUUUCCAGUUUUGUUUCUUUCAACUCUCUUCUAGCUGUGUACUGAAGCUGAGGAAGAAAAGGAAGAUUUCUUCAGAUCUGCCUAUUUGAUUGUUAUCUGAGGCUUGCUGGUGUCGUGUAUGGCUCCCUUGAAGUUAUGACGUUGUAAUUCUCUCUCCUUUCACUGAAAUACCAGUGUUUCUUCUAAAUUCACGGUUUGGUUCUUUUGGAGGGUGGGGAUUUAGGUCUUGGUUUGCGUGGUUGAUGAUCCUUACUGGAUUUUAUACUAUUUGCCAUUUACUCACAAACAACUUCUGAGCUUGACGUUAAAACUUAGAGUUGGGGGGGAAUCUCACACCUAUCGCCCUCUUGGUCGCCUGCUGUGAGGAGAACCACCCUUGGUCUAUUUCUACCUUUCAUGUCUCCUAACCUUGAUAGCCCUGUUCGAACAGAGAUGGCUGUGUCAUUUUUCAAGAGUCCUCUUGGUGGUGGGGAGCAUGUUCAAACCAACAUGAUGGAAAGCAAACCAACGGGUAGGAGACGUGUUUUUGUACAAACUGAGUCGGGUUGUGUCUUAGGUAUGGAGUUGGACAGGAGUGACAGUGCACAUACUGUGAAGAGGAGGUUGCAGCUUGCUUUGAAUUUUCCCAUUGAGGAGAGUUCAUUGACAUUUGGUGAUAUGGUUCUUAAAAAUGAUUUGAGUGCCAUUCGGAAGGAUUCCCCUCUCCUGUUGACAAGGAAUUUCCUCCACAGAAGCUCAUCAACUCCCUGUUUGUCGCCCACUGGUAAGGACAUCCAACAGAGAGAUCAGAGUGGGCCAAUUGAGAUAUUGGGACACUCUUCUUGUUAUGCUAAGACAAAAAAUCUAGUCAAGGAAAUUGUGAAGGGAAUGAAGAACGGUGUUGAUCCUCUACCUGUUCAUAGUGGUCUUGGGGGAGCGUAUUACUUCAGGAAUGUCAGAAGUGAGUGUGUUGCUAUUGUUAAGCCCACGGAUGAGGAACCAUUUGCACCAAAUAACCCAAAGGGCUUUGUUGGCAAAGCUCUUGGACAACCUGGCUUAAAGCGUUCUGUCAGGGUUGGGGAGACUGGGUUCAGAGAGGUUGCUGCUUAUCUCCUUGACUAUGAUAAUUUUGCAAAUGUUCCGCCUACGGCAUUAGUGAAGAUUACUCACUCAAUCUUCAAUGUCAAUGAUGGUGUAGGGGGAAACAAGCCCCAGAACAAGAAAAUUGUUAGCAAGAUUGCAUCCUUUCAACAGUUCAUUCCUCAUGAUUUUGAUGCCAGUGACUAUGGAACUUCAAGUUUCCCUGUUUCAGCUGUGCAUCGCAUUGGUAUUUUAGACAUUAGGAUUCUUAACACAGACAGGCACGGUGGUAACCUUUUAGUUAGAAAACUUGAUGGCAUUGGGCAGUUUGGUGAAGUUGAAUUGAUCCCCAUCGAUCAUGGCCUUUGCUUACCUGAGAGUAUAGAAGACCCAUAUUUUGAGUGGAUUCACUGGCCUCAAGCUUCCAUUCCUUUCUCGGAUGAUGAACUUGAGUACAUAGAAAAUCUUGGCCCUGCUCGUGAUGCUGAGAUGCUACGAAGCGAGCUCCCUAUGAUUCGAGAUGCAUGCUUGCGUGUCUUGUACCUUUGUACAACUUUCCUGAAGGAAGCUGCUGCACAAGGUCUCUGUCUUGCUGAGAUUGGUGAGAUGAUGAGUAGGGAGUUCCGCAGUGGUGAGGAGGAACCAAGUGAGCUCGAGGUUAUAUGCAUUGAGGCGAGAAGGCUUAUGGCUGAAGAGCUGUCGUCUCCAAAAUCUGGAGCAGAAUUUGUUGAUGAUUUCCAGUUUGACAUAGAUUUUGAAGAAGGUGGCCAUGACUUCACCCCUAAAUUCUCCACGGAAGACUUCAUGGGAGCAAUGCCCUUGCAUUUUGGGCUUGGAAGUGUUAAUGGCCGUAUGCCUCUUUCCAAACUAGAGGAGAGCAUUGAUGAAGUGGAAAGUGAAGGAGAAGAGGAGAAUGGGUUUGUUAGCGUUCCACCCUUGACAAAGAGCAAAACUAUCCCGAAGCUGUCCAUGUCUCUGAAAAACACCAGCUUAAGCGAGAAAAACCCAAAGUUCCCAAAAUUCUCUGGGAUGAAGCCUGAUAAUGGUUAUCAUGCUAGCUCCUCAUCCGGACACCACCGAAGUGCAAAUGAGCAGCUCCCUCCAAGCGCAAGUUUCGUGAAGCUGGCAGAUAUGAACGAGGAAGAAUGGGGAGUGUUUCUGGAAAAGUUCCAGGAGCUUCUGAGCGCUGCUUUUGCCAACCGGAAAUCCAUCAGUCUUAGCCAGAGGCAGAGACAGAGGCUCGGGACUUCUUGCAAGUUUUGAGGUAUGAGAGUGAUAAAUUUGCAGGCUUGUUGAGCUACUGCUGUAGCUUUAGAUAUCUUUAUGCUUUCUCCGUUUGAGUCAACCUUAGGUCGGAGCAGCGGCGAUAGACAGUGAUGUGUAAAUAUUCUUUGAAUCAAAGGCCAAAGUAGAUUUGGCGGCAUUUUUUCUUUCUUUGUCAGCUUUUAAUCUUCCUUAGCUUCAGUGGGGCAUGGAAUAUAUAUUGUUCGAUAAAUAAAAUGUUGAACGUCAUGCCAUGUAUUGUAAAUAUUAAAUCAUGCUUGUGGUA
This is a messenger RNA of Salvia splendens (bonfire salvia), 2786 nucleotides long. Its product is annotated as phosphatidylinositol 4-kinase gamma 7. The record is from RefSeq and is a predicted model, not a curated record. The coding region runs from base 575 to 2500 and encodes 641 amino acids. NCBI's taxonomy places the organism in Eukaryota, Viridiplantae, Streptophyta, Magnoliopsida, Lamiales, Lamiaceae. The transcript is spliced from 2 exons.